UAGAUCAGUUUCGUUGUUUAUCUUGUCAGACUGAUCUGAUUGUUUGGGUUGAUUUCGGCGGUUUGUAAAGAUAUUAAAUAUUAUUCUUUUGAGGAAAAGCUGUUUAAUUCAACAUAGAAAUCUGCUAAUAUGUUCGAAAACCAAGCAAUCCACACUGAGCAUAAAGAUGUUAUACACGAUGUAGCGUACGAUUACUACGGACAAAGAAUGGCUACCUGCUCUAGUGAUCAGCACGUGAAGGUUUGGGAUCAGAACGAAAGUGGUGCUUGGACUGUAACGGCUAGUUGGAAAGCACAUCCUGGCUCCGUUUGGCGUCUCUCAUGGGCCCAUCCUGAAUUCGGCCAGGUUCUUGCAACCUGCUCAUUCGAUAGAACGGUUUCUGUCUGGGAGGAGACUGUUGGUGAGAAAACAUCCCCGGCCAUGUCACCUGUGAAACGUUGGGUACGUCGUACGAAUUUAGUUGAUUCGAGAACCAGCGUUACGGAUGUGAAGUUUGCACCGAAAUCACAAGGUCUGGUUUUAGCAACAUCUUCGGCCGAUGGCAUAAUUCGUAUAUACGAAGCACCAGAUAUAAUGAAUCUGUCCCAAUGGACACUAUCCCACGAGAUAGCGGUGAAGAUUCCGCUGAGUUGUCUAUCAUGGAAUCAGUCAAUGUUUAGACUCCAUGCUCCAAUGAUAGCAGCCGGAAGUGACGAUUCAUCCCAAAGCACUGGUGGUAAAGUAUUCAUUUUUGAGUACAGUGAAAACUCACGUCGAUGGACUAAAACGGAAACGAUUAAUUCGAUAACGGAUCCUGUUCACGAUAUUGCUUUCGCACCAAACGUAGGGAGGAGUUACCAUAUUUUGGCUGUAGCCAGCAAAGACGUACAAAUUUUCAAUUUGAAACCAAUGUUGGAGCCUACAUCAAACACACGGCUUGACGUACAACCUGUUGCGCAAUUUGGAGACCAUUACUGUACGGUUUGGAGAGUUACAUGGAACAUUACUGGUACAAUGUUGGCCUCGACGGGAGAUGAUGGAUGCGUUCGAAUGUGGAAAAUGAACUAUUUGAAAAACUGGCGUUGUGCUGCGGUCCUUAAAGCGGAAAAUACACUCUCAGCUCAGGAAAACUCUAUCGCACCGUCGUUGAACCUCUGUAGCAGCAUCGUGAAUGCUACCGCUAAAUACUACAAACGCGGUACUAUCAGCCAUCCCAGUCAAGUACCACGCCACUGAGAUGUUAUAUGUUCAUUAUUAACAAAAAUAAAAUCAAUCUAAUAGCGAUUUUGAUUACUACACUGGAGUUACACCGGCAUGGAAAUAAAUUGGUCUUGAGAUCAAGCCAGAGUAGCCACGUGAUAAACAAAACUGCUAUUGAAUAUCGUUUCUUCCUUAAA
Malaya genurostris is the source of this 1376-nucleotide messenger RNA. It is a transcript of the gene Nup44A, whose product is annotated as nucleoporin seh1. The coding region runs from base 130 to 1215 and encodes 361 amino acids. The transcript is spliced from 4 exons. Gene Ontology annotation, molecular function: protein binding; structural molecule activity. NCBI's taxonomy places the organism in Eukaryota, Metazoa, Arthropoda, Insecta, Diptera, Culicidae. Gene Ontology annotation, cellular component: Seh1-associated complex; nuclear pore outer ring. Gene Ontology annotation, biological process: cellular response to amino acid starvation; positive regulation of TORC1 signaling. The record is from RefSeq and is a predicted model, not a curated record.